AUGAAUUUGUAGAACCCUUGGAAUGGCAAAAUUAGAAUUCUUUGCAAGAAUCUGUAUUCUGUGUUAUUCUUGUUGAAAUGACUUCUUUCAAAAUGAGCAUAGGACUAGCACCAUAACGACCAAUGUACAAUACAUGCUGCUCGUCGACUGUCCCAUAAUAAGCCACAAAGAAUUUAGUGUUUAGAAAUAUUGAGAAAAAAAGCACUCCACGUAUGAUUGAUGGGUGUGAUAGGGGGAAUAGCAUCAAGGGAAAGGGUAUACGAAGUAAGCAUGGUAGUAGUGCCUAAACAUUAAGAACAAGCAAAUGCUGUUUUGCAUAUUCUUAAAGCCAACUAAAAAGUAAAUUUAAUGUUGUUUUAAGAAUGGUACAUUGAAUGAGGGAUUAUACAAGACAAGGUUAGAAAUACAAUCUUGAGAGAGAAACUUCAGGGCAGCCCUUGCUGUAACCAGGGGUGUUCAUUUUAACUGGAUAAGCAUGUUAUUUAUACCGAUUUCCAAAUCCAGUUAUACAAAACGGGAUAAAUAUAUGUAUGGUUUUAACCAGGCCCAUAUUUUGGACAUGUUGGACACUCAUAUCCGAUAUGCUGGACAUCUAUAUCCAAAAACAAAAACCAAGUAAAUAUUUCUGCCUAGCCUCUAUGCAUCUGUCUCCUUUUCACUCUGCUCGCAAAACUUCAAAAUCCUUAAUCCACAAACUCUAAGUCCAUUAUACCGUCAUAGUUUUUUUUCACCUUUCAAACACGUUCUUUCAUCAUCAUCACACUGUCCCUUUCAAACACAGUAUUGUCAUCCAUUCUGUUGUGUUAUUAUGUGUACCAUUGAUCUUGUUGUAUUAAGUUUGUAAUGAAUUUUUGAAAUAUUUACUUUAUUAAGUUGUGAACAUAUGAUUGUGUAUGACUUAUCUAUGAAGUUUAACUCCAUAUUAAUAAGUUAUUUAUUUAUUUAUUUAUUUAUUUAUUUAUUUAUUUAUUUAAUAAACUAUUCGACUGUAGGUUUAACUAGUUAAAAAUCAAUUAAACCUUAAACAGGAGGUCUCGCCAGUUCGCCCUCCGGUCCGAUUUUUAAAACAUUCGUAUAAAGUUUCCCUUUUUUCUUUGGAUCUUCUUGAACAAUAUAUUUCAUUUUCAUUUCAGAUAUACGGGCUUACUUGAUUCAGACUUUGAAAAUUUCAUGUCUCAUGAAGUCACUUCUGGUCUGUGUGAAGUGCUUCCAGAAAACCAUAGUUCCAUAUUAAGAUUGUCCAUUCUAAAACGCAAUCUUGUUGGGGAAGGUUCUCACCGUCACAUGUCUACAUUAAUCAAAUUACAAACCCAACAGCUGAACUCUUUGUCUGAUCUUUUAAACGACUCAUGUGAAUUAAUAAUUAUUGAAAGGCUGCCUUCUGGAGUUUUUGCUGAUCCAUUUGAAUUACAACAUCUUGCUCAACGUGGCGUGUUCAGUGAUAUUGCUGUCUUUGGUGAUACAAAUCUGGAGCUGCCUUCCUUCUUGUCCAAUCGAUCUGCCGUUGAAAUCCACUUAGAUAUUGAUCCAAAUACAUUGCUACAGCCAGCUAAUAUCAGCAUAGAGUUUCCUUUGCACGCACGAUAUCAACCUCUGAAUGAAAGUGGCUACUCAAUAGUCGAAUUUGGUGAACCGGAUGCGAUACUGCGCUGCAGCACAAAGGAAACGUUGGAAAAUAGCAAUUGUUUGGUCAAAUUGAAAAAUGAUAAUGCCAAUCUGUAUGAUGCUGGUCUUGUUUGGAGAAUACCAUCUGGAAAAAAGGCGCACUCUGAUCUUGUAUCUAUCGUUACAUUUCUUACAGCCUUCUUAUCAACUCUUGUAAUUAUGGUAACAUCAUUGCAUUAUUUUAAUAGCAGAGUGAGUAAAGAUUUGAAACAGUCGUGAAGGUUUUCUUAUUAUUAAUGCAGCUUUUAUUCAGUGAUUAUAUACAUUCAUGUAAGGAUAUUUUCUCAGCUUGUAUUUAUCUAAGGAUAUUUUCUCAUUAGUCAAGAAAAAUAAUUUGCUUGAAUUUUUUAAUCACAUAACCACAAUUCUUCAUUUAUAAGUAAAAAUAGUAUUAAGGUACUUGAAAACCAAAAAAUAGUUUCGCAUUUGUUAUACUAAGCAAGUGGAAAAUAAUUUUUAUUGCAAAAUUUGCCCUUGAAACUACCAUGAACUCAUUCGUAGACCGUCAACCUAAAAUCAGUUAUUGUACUAAUAUUUGAAUCAUUUACCAAAGGAAAAGUGUUUGUUGAAUUUAAUUAUGUAGCUCCUGGACAUUUUUUAGACUCA
This is a messenger RNA of Vicia villosa (hairy vetch), 2271 nucleotides long. Its product is annotated as dolichol-phosphate mannose synthase subunit 2. The transcript has 4 exons. The record is from RefSeq and is a predicted model, not a curated record. NCBI's taxonomy places the organism in Eukaryota, Viridiplantae, Streptophyta, Magnoliopsida, Fabales, Fabaceae. Gene Ontology annotation, cellular component: endoplasmic reticulum membrane; dolichol-phosphate-mannose synthase complex. Gene Ontology annotation, molecular function: enzyme regulator activity. Gene Ontology annotation, biological process: GPI anchor biosynthetic process. Bases 1171 to 1884 code for a protein of 237 amino acids.